AUUCCUCUGACCUGCCAGGAAGCAGAGCCUCCCAGAGACCAGGCAGAGGCACUCAGACCUGACCUCCAGAAGACGGCAGACAAGAAUCGCAGCUGGAUGAGCGCUCCUUCAGCCUUCUCCCUCCUCAGUCUUCCGUGACAUCCCUUUUGGGCCAAAGCCCCCGGAAUUCACCUGGAGGUGCCAACUCUCCCUCUCAAUCCCUGGGGCUCAAGCCCCCUUGGGGGACCUGCAUCCCAGCAUGUCGGUAGCUGUGGAGACCUUCGGCUUCUUCAUGUCAGCCCUGGGACUGCUGAUGCUGGGGUUGACCCUUUCAAACAGCUACUGGAGAGUGUCUACGGUCCAUGGCAACGUCAUCACCACCAACACCAUCUUUGAGAACCUGUGGUACAGCUGUGCCACCGACUCCCUGGGAGUCUCCAACUGCUGGGACUUUCCGUCCAUGCUGGCCCUCUCUGGGUAUGUCCAGGGCUGCCGGGCUCUCAUGAUCACCGCCAUCCUCCUGGGCUUCCUGGGCCUCUUUCUAGGCAUGGUGGGACUCCGCUGCACCAACGUGGGCAACAUGGAUCUCUCCAAGAAGGCCAAGCUGCUGGCCAUUGCAGGGACCCUCCACAUACUUGCUGGAGCCUGUGGGAUGGUGGCUAUCUCGUGGUACGCCGUCAACAUCACUACUGACUUCUUCAACCCACUGUAUGCUGGAACCAAGUAUGAACUGGGCCCCGCCCUCUACUUGGGCUGGAGUGCCUCCCUGCUCUCCAUCCUGGGCGGCAUCUGUGUCUUCUCCACCUGCUGCUGUUCCUCCAAGGAGGAACCAGCCACCAGGGCUGGGCUUCCCUACAAGCCUUCUACGGUUGUGAUACCCCGUGCCACCUCGGAUGAGAGUGACAUCAGCUUCGGUAAAUAUGGCAAAAACGCAUACGUGUAGGAAGCUCUGGCCUGCUGGACACCAUUUCUUGUCCCACUGUCUCCAGGACCUGCAGGCAGACCAGUCUCCAGUUAAUAACCUCAGGACAGGCCAAAUUUCCUGGCCUCACCCUGUGCCUGGAAGCCACUACCCACUCUAGGCACACCUUAUCUGGCACUCAGCCUCUCCCUGGAACAGAAGCUUCAGGGGCAACUUGCCUGCUUCUUACAGCUGGACACAAGGGGACAGAGGUGUCUGCAGCAUGUGACUCCAUAUAAAUGUGUGCAUGAAUAAAUGUAUAUUGUGAUUGUUCAGGGGGCACCAGGGGUCAUGGAGUCACAGCCACAUAAGGGAGUCCUUUUCAAACCACAGACUGUCAAGUCUGCCCAAUUUGGGGGCUGUCUCAUCUAGUGAGAUAGUGUGUCAGGGAGCUGGGGAGAUGGCUCAGUGAGUUGAGUGUUUGCUACCCAAGUAUGAGGACCUGAGUUCAAAUCCCCAGAACCUGUGUAAAUGGCAGGCCAUGGAUACAAUCCUGCAACCCAAGUAUGCUAGGUUGAGGUAUUCUUGAGGCUUCCUGGCUUCCACCCUGGCUCCAGGCUCCAUAUGAGACGCAGUCUUAAGGGAAUGAGGUGGAGCGCGAUGGAGCAGGGAGCUGGAAACCCUCUUCCCACCUUCUCAGGCACACAGACUUGUACAUAGACUACACACAUGCACACAUUCUCAACAAAAGGAUUUGAAAGGGGGAGUCACUAACAACUGAUCUGAGUCACCCACCUCAGGAGAUUGCUAAUAGCUGUGAUGCUCCUGGCCUGCUGAAAGUUCCUCUCUGUUGACUCUUGACCUAUUUUCUCACAGUCUCACACAGGGGCAGUUGAUCUAGAACAGGCAUUGGUAGGUGCAUGUGUGUUUGAAGGUUUGGGGUUUAAAAUAAAGAUAUUUUAAAUGAUGCA
Mus musculus (house mouse) is the source of this 1851-nucleotide messenger RNA. It is a transcript of the gene Cldn15, whose product is annotated as claudin 15. Gene Ontology annotation, cellular component: plasma membrane; bicellular tight junction; membrane. Gene Ontology annotation, molecular function: structural molecule activity; paracellular tight junction channel activity. Gene Ontology annotation, biological process: paracellular transport. The record is from RefSeq and is marked reviewed. The transcript is spliced from 5 exons. Bases 239 to 922 code for a protein of 227 amino acids. NCBI's taxonomy places the organism in Eukaryota, Metazoa, Chordata, Mammalia, Rodentia, Muridae.